Molecule: messenger RNA, 678 nt
Organism: Neodiprion virginianus
Lineage: Eukaryota; Metazoa; Arthropoda; Insecta; Hymenoptera; Diprionidae
Exons: 2
Coding region: 37-291 (84 amino acids)
Source: RefSeq, a predicted model, not a curated record
CUUACCUCCAAGUAGUAAACUCCUCUCUCAUUCAACAUGUUCAAGUUGGUCGUUCUCGCCGCCGUCCUGGCCGUCGUCGCCGCCGUUCCCGGGGGCCAUACCGGAGUACCGAUCAGCUGGGGCCACGGACCCAUCGUCGCCCCCCAGGUGAUCAGCCACGCCGUCCCGGUCCUGAGGGCCCACGUCGUCCACCAGCCGAUCGCCCCGGUGGUCCACUCCCCGCCCGUCGUCACCAAGACCGUGCUUGCCGGUCACGGAUACGCCCCGGUCCCCGUCUGGGGCCACCACUAGGCGUUCAAUCGGGUUACGCAAUCAGGCCCCAUGCCCACCGCAAUCCACCGCCACCUGCAGCAGCCCUCGAUUUCCUUUCGCCCCUCGACACCGGCGAGUAAUCGUCGACUGCCGCGAUGUCGAAGGGAGCAAAAAUGUAAAACAAAAAAAUAUGAAAAACAAUUUAUUCUCUUAUCCUCCCACCCACCCCCGCCCCCCCCCCCCCCCACCCAUAGCACCGAUUCGGAAGAUGUUUAAAACGCAAUUUUUCUAGGGUGAGAGCUUUUUACUCGGAAAGCUUUUGCGCUGUUAGCUGCGUUGUGAAAUUUGUCAUUUUAUCACCAUGAUCAUCUUCACUAUAAUAGGCGUUUCGAUCAAAUUCAAAUAAAAAUUCUUUUUUAAACCUUA